AUUAAAAUUAUUGAACUCAAUAGGUGUAAUAAAAAUCUACUUCAUAGUGAAAAAUUUUAAAAUUUAAUGAAUCGGUUGCAUAGAUUCAUACAAUUGUUUUUUUGUCCUUAGUGACUUGGAUUUGGUCUUGAAUUUUUUGUAUCCCUCAAUCUAUUGUGCUUUUUUUUUGAAUUUGAUAUUUCCUCAUAAUAGGUAGAUAAUUAUUGUAAGAAAUUUUCUCACUUUCCUGCAGAACACAAUAUUAUCUAUUAAAUUGUUUUAUUUAAUUUGUGAAAUCGUUAUUAUUAUUAUUUUUUAUGUUUAGAAAUAAGUGAAUAGAAUACCUGCAACAAUGGAAAUGGCAUUUGAAGAUCUUUUGGCUAUGCUAGAUGAAAAAAUAAAAUUUGGUGAGAAUUUAAUAACACAACUGCAGUCAGUGCAACAUUUAGAUGGCGUUAUGAAACUACAAAGAAAAAUCCGCCAAGAAAUUGAGUUUUUAAAAAAGUUGCAAAAAUCAAAGAAAGUAAAAACUGAACAACUAUCAUGUUCAAAUCUCCGACAUUUGGGUGCUAUGGUAGAGUGUGCUAUGAGACCGGGAGUGGUGGCUGUAUGCAAAAUAUUCCACAUAGAUGACAAUAGUAAAUUGGUUAUUGACAUCAUCAGUGAACAGGGCAAAACAUGGACUAAAGUAAUAGCACGAAAUCCUAAAUCUCUAACAGCAUUAAGUACAGGUAAUGCAUCAUAUGGAGCAAGGUCUAUCCUAGAUCAGGCCAAUGAUUAUUUGGAGUGUGCCAAACUUUAUCCAUGUAUGUAUCAAGCGCCUAAGGUGGUGUUUGAAUUUAUGAGUGGCAUAGAAGAAAAUCUGGCAAAUAAGCUAAAAGCAGUAGGUGUUAUAGUCAAAGGUAAUGUCCUGCCUGAUUCGAGGCCAAUUAUUGGCGAAGACUGUGAUGAUUCAUGGGAUUCUGAGUGUAGUGAUGAAGAAAUUGAGUGUAAUAGACAAGAAACUAUCUUACAAGACGUAUCACAAUGCAUAGAAGAACACCCUGAGUUAACUACAUUGAACCUUGAUGUCACUGCCAUGAUGGCGUAUGUUAGUAAUAUGACAAAUGGUCACUGUAAAUAUGUAUUCAAACAGGAUGUUUUAACACAGCAAGCUGCAUGGGAGGCAGAGAGACCUGUGAAACCUGUUUUAGACAAGUUAUUUCAAGGAAAGGUGUUGAUUUGUUGCACUACAGCUUGGGAUGAUUUUGAAAAGAUUGUUAAUACUUUGGGUGGACCAAUGGAAAAGAAAAGGACAGCACAGUUAAAGGAUGUUGUUAAAGUAUUUCCAGAUGAUUUUGGCGGUGAAGAUGAUUAUCCAAGAAAGAAUUUAAAAGUAAGGGGUCAUGUUCGUUUAAGAUCAAAGACGGUAUUCAAUUUUGGACACAGAAGUAAGGCUCUUACAGUAUCUGCAAAUGAAGGUUUUGUGAGAGCAGCAUGGCAGCAGGGUGUAACAUAUGCUGCAUAUAUUCAUGAGUCUAGAGCACUUACAGAAGGUAAAGAAGCCACUGCCACAAGGAUAUUAUGACCCCACUGGAGAAAUGCUACUUAUGUAUUGUGAUUUUUUUAUAAUUGACAUACCGACCGGACCUGAAUGUAUGGAAUAAUUUGGCUGUUGAUAGAUUAUUUAAAUAUAAAUAAUUUUAACUAACUCUGUGAUCAUUAUACAUUUAAAAUAUACAGUAUAAAGUAUACUA
Molecule: messenger RNA, 1715 nt
Organism: Galleria mellonella (greater wax moth)
Lineage: Eukaryota; Metazoa; Arthropoda; Insecta; Lepidoptera; Pyralidae
Product: UPF0415 protein C7orf25 homolog
Exons: 8
Coding region: 332-1546 (404 amino acids)
Source: RefSeq, a predicted model, not a curated record